ACCAACGUGAUUUAAUAAACCGGCAAACGAUGACGGUCUCUGCCAAAAACAUCCCCCCAAUAAUUUUAAUUUUUUUCGUUAGAUUAACGAAAAUUUUCGAGAUACGCGGGGUCAAAAACCGACCUAAGAGCGCCCCUCUCCUACGCAUUGCACACGCAUAGGGCGGGGCUUAACAGUUGAACGCAACUCGCACAUGUCACAAACUUGCAUUGUUAUGGUGCACCUCAAAGAUUGUACGUGUAAAGAGUGCCUUGACACAGGUCCCGAUCCUUCCGGUUCACAAUGCCUAACGAAAACAAACUUAACACUGCCGAAGAAAUUUUUAUAAAAAAUUUAUUUUUACGAUGCAAAACCGAAUCGGUCGAGGAAGAUUUUUGGCCACAAGUGUCCGAAAUGGUGGGUUAUUACAAUGAAGCCAUGUUACCCGUCGGGGGGCCAGUGCAGACGUCCGAAGAAUCGCGAUUAUCAGUAAAACGUGUUGUGUGCAGUCCUGACUUGCCAAUCAGCAGUUUCCCGAGUUCGCAAACGGAUCAACAAAAUAAUCAGUGCCAAUUAUGUAAUAAGUUGUUUACAUCAAAAACGGCGUUUCAAGCCCAUCAGCGCACUCAUGCGAAGGAAACUGACGAUCCCUAUCGAUGUAAUAUUUGUUCGAAGACCUUCGCAGUACCUGCUCGCUUAACACGCCACUAUCGCACGCAUACUGGCGAAAAACCAUUUCGUUGUGAAUUCUGCAACAAGAGUUUCAGCGUGAAGGAGAAUCUAAGUGUGCACAGGAGAAUCCACACGAAAGAAAGACCGUACAAAUGCGACGUGUGCUCCAGAGCAUUUGAACAUUCGGGUAAGCUGCAUAGGCAUAUGCGGAUACACACCGGUGAACGCCCACACAAAUGCACGAUCUGCUCGAAAACCUUCAUCCAAUCCGGACAAUUGGUGAUCCACAUGAGGACCCAUACCGGUGAAAAACCCUACGUUUGUUCAGUGUGUCAAAAGGGAUUCACCUGCAGCAAACAACUGAAAGUGCACUCGCGCACCCACACUGGUGAAAAACCCUACUCCUGCGAGAUCUGCGGAAAAUCAUUUGGAUACAAUCAUGUGCUUAAGCUACACCAAGUGGCGCAUUAUGGAGAGAAAGUCUACAAGUGCACAAUCUGCAACGACACAUUCAACUCCAAAAAGUCAAUGGAAGCUCACAUUAAAAGUCAUUCCGAAAACGCCUCACCUACCUCACUAAUCCCAAGCGACUCCUCUUGCUCAUCAAGCAGCGACAAAGAAAACAAAGACACCCCCAUAGACAUUGUACCUACCAUUCCCGAACCCGCAGUCGUCAGCUACGAUUCCGAUAUCCGCUACUACCUCUACACAAAAGACCGAAGCCGCCUAUCGCCUCCACCGUUCUCCUACAUCCCACACUCUCCCAGCUAUGCAUCAUCAGGAGUCGAACUACUAGCGGCCGCUGCAAGCGUAACCGAACGCGUGCAGCACUCGCCCGACGUGGUCUUAAACUUGAUCUCUAAAACCGCCCCGGACAUGGUGGCCACACUUCGACAUCCGGCGUACUUCUCCGCCCCAACUCUUCACUACGACACACCGCUGACGGCCGGCGACAAUAUCAGGCGACAAGUGGAAGCGUGCCUGGCAGUCGAAGAAAUCGCGUCGGAAGACGAACCCAGCAUUACACCACCAAGUUCCAAUCCAGUCUCGCCCGCCCCAUCCCUCUCACCUGAUCCCGAACUCAGCCUACCUCCCAGGAAACGAUCGCGAAUGAUUCUGAAAUCCAUGGAGACGAUCUUCACCGAAGACUCAUCUCCCGUACGUUACAGCUCUGUCAUACAGUAUGCGCGCGCGUCUUAAGCUUCCACGCUUCUUCAACUCUCUUCAUUUGCGCGAUUCCUCUUUUUUUUUGAAAGCAGCAGAAGGAAAAAUGAAGUGGUAUAGAAAACAGAACGGUUUUUUUAGUUUUCUGUGAUAAGACUGCAAGAAACCAACAUUUACCUCAUAGCCGUGCCUAGGGCUCAGCCCCUCGCAAUAUUUUACACUACAAAAAUACAUUGUCACGUCAUAAUGCGGUGUAGUAAUAAUAGUAAUAUAAAUUAAUUCUA
This is a messenger RNA of Photinus pyralis (common eastern firefly), 2099 nucleotides long. RefSeq names its product Krueppel homolog 1-like (gene Kr-h1). The transcript has 2 exons. Lineage: Eukaryota; Metazoa; Arthropoda; Insecta; Coleoptera; Lampyridae. The coding region runs from base 283 to 1851 and encodes 522 amino acids. The record is from RefSeq and is a predicted model, not a curated record. Gene Ontology annotation, biological process: regulation of transcription by RNA polymerase II. Gene Ontology annotation, molecular function: DNA-binding transcription factor activity; RNA polymerase II cis-regulatory region sequence-specific DNA binding.